CUGACAAGCGCCUGACGCAUCAGUUUCAUUCCGCCUGUAAACAAACAAACAACAGCCGUCGUACGAAUCAAAGUUAUUAUGACUCCAUUAAACCGAAUGGUGGCAUUAAUACUGGAUAACAUCAGCCUUUGAUCGGAAAACGUUAAGAGUUAAAGGUUUAGUUCAGGAUGUUGGAGAGAGUAACACAAAGUGUGAGAUUUGCUCAUUAUGCCAACACAAGUGCGUUUCCCACAGUGGAGAACAGCACAGAUUUUACACCAGAUCAAGAGAUCAACAUCACCAAACCACACACAUGUCUACAGAUACUCUAUGAGGAUAUCGGAGACUCCAGGGUUCGAUUUUGGGACCUGAUGCUGCUCAUCCCUAAUGUGGCAUUCUUGAUAUUCCUGAUGUGGAAACUUCCUUCUGCUCGGGCCAAGAUCCGUCUCACAUCCAGCCCCAUCUUUGUGGCAUUUUAUAUACUGGUGUUUGUAGUGGCUGCUGUGGGUAUCACACGUGCUAUAGUCUCCAUGACUGUUAGCACAUCCAGUGCUGCCACGCUCAUAGAUAAGGUGCUUUGGGAAAUCACGCGUUUCUUUUUAUUAGGUAUUGAGCUCAGCGUCAUCAUACUGGGACUGGCUUUUGGUCAUCUGGAGAGUAAGUCCAGUAUCAAGCGUGUGUUGGCCAUCACUGCGAUCUUGGCCCUGGCCUAUUCCAUCACACAGGGAACUCUGGAGAUUCGUUACCCAGAUAAACAUCUCUCGGCUAAAGACUUCAACAUCUACGGUCAUGGUGGGCGGCACUUCUGGCUGGCCAGUUCUUGCUUCUUUUUCCUGGUGUAUUCUCUGAUAGUCAUUCUUCCCAAAACUCCAGUCAGAGACAAAAUCUCAUUACCAUCUAAGAGGAGUUUUUACGUGUAUGCUGGGAUUCUGUCUGUACUGAAUCUGGUUCAGGGGAUCGGCAGUGCUCUUCUCUGUGCUGAUAUUAUUGAAGGCCUGUGUUGUGUUGAUGUGACCACAUUCCUGUAUUUUUCUGUCUUUGCUCCUCUGAUCUACGUCACGUUCCUCAAAGGAUUCUUUGGUUCCGAGCCAAAGAUCCUCUUCUCAUACAAGUCACAGAUAGAUGAGCCGGAAGACUCCGACGUCCACCUGCCCAACACUUCCUCAUCAGGUCUGGGCAGGAAAGAGCUGGAUCAUAGCUCGUACUCCAGCACACAGAUCGACGGCUCUGGAGCGUACCUGGAUGACGUGGUGUCGGGACCGUUUGGAGGAGGAAACAGCAUCGACAGCGAUCGCUGGAGAAGUCUUAAUGCCUGAGACACAGCGCGAGGUUUAAACACCGAACGUUUUCAACGCCACCUCCAGUUUACUUGUUGUUUGACCAGCUGAAGAGUUUGAUGUGCCGUGGAUUUGAGUUCAGUUUGUCAUGCACCACCUUGAAUUAGAAGUUUUUUCACGGUUGUUGUUUAAAAGUGGACUCUUUCGCUCUUUUUUCAUGCAUUCCUUUAUUGUAACUGUGUGCAUCAGAGAAUUUAAGCAACUUUGAUGUAGAUUAUCUAAAAUACAUCUGCUGAGAUAAUAAUCGAUUGCUGAUCAUUUAUCUGUACAACAUUUCAGACAUGAUUAGAUAUUUUACUGAUAUCAGUGUAAGUUUGAUUCAUUGUUUAUUCAUGUUUACUGCCGUGAGUUUUUCCACCAGGCAUUUCUUUGAGCUUUCUACACUAAGCUUGUGACUUCAGGACUCGGAUCCACAUUGGCUUUGUUCAUCUGCUUUAUAUCGGACUGAGCAUUCAUCUGUAUGUUUGUAAAGUCAUUUAUUACAGAUGCUAGAUCAUAGUUAGAUUUGAAAAUGUUUUUGCAUUUUAAUUUAUUUUAGAGAUAUGUUGAAUUGUACAGGUUUUUAGCCUGUUAUCAGUUUCCAGUUUGAAUUCGGUGUCUCUUUCUAACUGAUAGUGACUCUUGAACUCUCUGGUUUGUCAUAACAGAUAUCAUUCCAUAUAUAAAGAGUGCAUUAGAAAGAUCUCAUUACUAGAAUAAGGACCAUACUGAGAUAAAAUAUCAAAUAUGCUUCAUUUCAUUUGGUUAAAUGGUUGUAUAUGAAUAACAACUUUAUAAAUAGUGUACAAAAAUUUGCCAAGUACAUUUUGGUUAAUUUUGUUGUUAAAUGUCAAUUAAAUUUGGCCAGAGUAAAAUGUUUAUUUCUGUUUA
Messenger RNA from Misgurnus anguillicaudatus (oriental weatherfish), 2186 nucleotides. RefSeq names its product transmembrane protein, adipocyte asscociated 1 (gene tpra1). Gene Ontology annotation, molecular function: G protein-coupled receptor activity. NCBI's taxonomy places the organism in Eukaryota, Metazoa, Chordata, Actinopteri, Cypriniformes, Cobitidae. Gene Ontology annotation, biological process: G protein-coupled receptor signaling pathway. The record is from RefSeq and is a predicted model, not a curated record. Gene Ontology annotation, cellular component: plasma membrane.